UCCCUUCCCCUGCUGUGGAUUCCGUUUCCCCGGCAGUCUUCGUAUUCAGCGGCGAUAAAGCGCGUUGCCUUCGCAAAUGAAUUUACUAUCAUCCGAUCUCUGACGUGGCCAUCGCCGUAGCCAUUGGAUGUAGACCUCUUGGUUCGUAUUACAAUGCCGCAACAUCUCAGACCACUUCAAAAGAUGUGCAAAACCACAUCCUCCGACGAGCAGCAUACACAUAACAAGGAACAGAGACUUGGCUGAUUGAUGAGGCGCUUUUUGUGGUCAGAGGAAUCUCCCGACGCACGACGCCAAUAGAUCUUGAUGUCGGAUUGAUUUGAGUUGACUACUUAUCAUCAGCUCGUUUUCAAUUCUGCCACGUAUUGCCGACAUCCGCUGAACAAAGAUAGGCCGAGUGCUGGUAGGUUGCACUCCGUUCUUGUCUACCAUCCACCAUCAUGUUGUGUCGCAGCUGCUCAAACAUACAAUUUCAAUGGUUUGAGGAGAUCCCCGACGCUGCCACAUACGCACAGAAUCUUGCCAACGCCGUGUUCGAAAGUUGCAACAAAUACGUUGUCUCAUCCAUCGAGCAAAAGUUUUACAUACACCAGCCCGACUUCCACCAUCUCACCAGUUCGAAAGACGAGGGUUGCUACCUCUGCGCUGCUCUGUGGUAUGCGUUCAAGGCUCCAUCCAGCGAUCCAAAGCAAGGUGCGAUUGACUCCAUCACCGCUGGGGAUUGCUCCGCGCCCUUGACCACAAAUGAUCGUCAGUGCAGCAGUCACGAAACACCCGGCUUUGUGGACAGAAGCCCAGUGAUAUGGAGGGUAUUUGCAAGUCGCCGUCCCCAAUAUGCUUCCGAUAUGUGGUUCAACGUGGAGAACUUGCUCUACGUGUUCUGUGGAAACUACCAGAGGAAUAUCUAUCGGGUCGAGACCCCCAAAGGGGUCUUUGCGAGAUUUACAGAGCGAAUCCAUGAGCUAUGGGAAUCCAAAGAGCUACUCCAGCUUGAUGACUCUACUCAGUCCGACACUACGUUAGAGUUGGCCAAGCUAUGGUAUAGCAGUUGUAUCUCGAAUCACCCAAUUUGUGCCGAACGCGAUGCCCAGACUACGACGAGUUCCAUACUACCGAAAAGAGUUAUCGACCUUAGAAGUGCGGGAAGUGAACCAGUCCUGUAUGAGCCGGCUGAAGGCGAGGGCGGCAAGUAUAUUUGUCUUAGCCACUGCUGGGGAGACACAAAGCCUCUGCACAUAGUAAGGCAAGACGACGGUUCACAGUCAACAUCACCUAGAACAUACAGUCUCCCACCACUGGCGACUUGGCCGCAGACUUUCCAGGAUGCUGUUGAUAUUGCUCGAAAGUUCAACAUUCGUUAUCUGUGGAUCGAUAAUACCAGCAUUAAGCAAGGCGACAAGGAAGACUGGUCCACAGAAUCGCAGCGUAUGGCGCAAUACUUCGGCAACGCUACAUUUACCCUAGCUGCGACUGGUUCAACGAAUGACGACGCUGGUUUGUACUAUCCACGAAAUCCUCUACUUACAUACCCUCUACGUCUUCUCGAAGCCGCCGAUGUGCCUCCUCGCAACGACUACUACGUCAGUCUGAUGGGACUAAAUCACAUUGAUCAACACGAAGUGCUGGACGCUCCCCUAUAUUCACGAGCUUGGGUCCUUCAGGAACAGCAGCUAUCACGACGUAUACUAAAGUUUGGAAAGAGGGGCAUCUACUGGGAGUGUUUGUGUUGCUCGACGACGGCUGCCAACAUUAUGCCGGGGGAAAUGACGCCAUAUCACCAUCAGGGUUUCGGUGGCGGUCAGUUCUUGAGGAUGCAAAUACACGCUACCCAAUCGAACACUCCAGCUAAUGCUGGGCGCAAUCCCUACUUGGAUCUCUGGUAUGCCACUGUUCAAGAAUUUACGUCUCGGAAUAUGAAGAUGAAAAGCGAUGCACUUCCGGCCCUCUCCGGCCUUGCUCAGUCUUAUGCAUGCUACAUGAAUAAGGACGAUCAAUAUGUUGCCGGUUUGUGGCAAAGCGAUCUGCUUCUCGGGCUAUUAUGGACAGCGGAAGUCGCGGGCACGCGUCGAUUACCAAUCCGAGCUGGUCUGACCAACUACGAUUCAACUGGUUUCUCUGGGCCGUCCUGGUCCUGGAUAUCGCAUUGCCAUCGACGGAUCAGGCUGUAUUUUGCCGAAAAGAUCCUGCCGGGGGGUCGCUGCAAUUACCUGGAAAAUACGUCCCUUGUCGGUACCGAAGUCACCAGCGUAGACAUCGAGUAUAAGCCUUCGAGUGCACCGUACGGGGAAGUCGAAGCCGGCAGGCUAUCCAUCAAGGCAAGGUUGCCAUCCGUACGUAUCACGACGACACCUUUCAAACCAAAUGGCAACAGAAGAAAUAUGGUCCAUGACUCGAUGGCCAAAACUACCAUUCUUCCUCUGACCAUGGACAGGACGGCGUUUGACGAAUAUUGGCUCGACGUGGUCAUCGAGGGCGAAAAGGGCCUUUCACUGCGCGGCGAGUGCGACAUAGAUGACAUGGACUCAGAGCUAUGGUUGUCACGCGUGCGAGACGGUGAGUUUGAGGCAACGUUCCUGCCGCUGAUCAUGUAUCGAGGAGACCCGGAGGGUUUAAGAACAGCUGGAUUAGUGCUGCUUCCGAGUGAAAACGGUAGAGAUGAAUUUGUCCGUGUCGGCCGUGCCCAAGUUGACCUACCAAAUCGACACAUAUUCGAGAAAUCAACGCUUCCAAUAAGGCAACUUACUAUUGUCUGAAGCAGCCUCGAGAUGUAAUUGAAAACUACCGCUCCACAAUCCUUAAACCACAACUUGUAACUACAGCAUCCCAGAUCGCGGAAGGAACCAAUGCUGAAAAGGAUUCGAUUCCAAUGCAAUAAGCUGGCGUGCCGUCCGAGAUAUCACGGGCACCCAACUGGUGACUUGGACCAGAUGAUCCGAACUCACGUGAGACUUGGC
Molecule: messenger RNA, 2954 nt
Organism: Exophiala xenobiotica
Lineage: Eukaryota; Fungi; Ascomycota; Eurotiomycetes; Chaetothyriales; Herpotrichiellaceae
Exons: 2
Coding region: 441-2753 (770 amino acids)
Source: RefSeq, a predicted model, not a curated record